CAGCGUGGCAACCGUACUCGCGAAUCUAUACCAAAGCUUCUAUGAAUCGGCGGUGAGGUGCCUUGAAUAUGCACGCGUGCUGUCCAAGGUGCGGACAACGUGUUCGAGCUUGCUUAUCAGUAUGUCAAAUCCUUGGCCGAAUGGCGGCCAGACAAGCGGGUGCAGCCCACAUUGUGCAGUGCAUGGUCGAUCGCAGCUGCGCCAGCUAGCACUAGCCAUCAAGUUUGCUGACGAUGUGUUCAACAAUUAGAGACGGUGGAAAACAUGAUCGCAUUAGCGUUUGUGAUGGUCCAGCGACGUGCUCGCUCGCGUGUUGAGAGGCGAGCACAAGCUGUGCAGGGCGUCAUCUCGCGCCGGCAGCUCCAGUGGCUGGCCAGCAAGGCCUUCCAGACAGCGUUUCAGCGCCGGCAGACGCAGCAUCGAGUGCUAUUGAAGUGGCUUGGAGCUUCUCUGGCAGCCGUCCGCAUGUCGAGCACGACAGAGAGGGGCAUGCUUGAGGCGGCUAUUCGUCGGUGUCAAGGACAAGGGAUUGUGGACGACUGAUGAACGAUUGAUGACCCAGGACGAGAG
Messenger RNA from Cucurbitaria berberidis CBS 394.84, 570 nucleotides. RefSeq lists its product as uncharacterized. The coding region runs from base 265 to 543 and encodes 92 amino acids. Lineage: Eukaryota; Fungi; Ascomycota; Dothideomycetes; Pleosporales; Cucurbitariaceae. The record is from RefSeq and is a predicted model, not a curated record. The transcript is spliced from 2 exons.